AUGUCAAAUCAAUUUCCAACCGACAUCACCGGGUCAUCGUCAGACGAUGAUGACAUGGUUAUAGUUCACCAGUUCCAAAACAUUCUCAGUAUGUAUAGGAUGAGAGAACCUCUGAAUGAUAGUAGUUACAUAGGACCUGUUAGGGUAGCUGAGGUUCUUGCAGGUCAUGCUGACGUGUGUUACCAAGAGUUUAGACUCGAGAGACAUGUAUUUCUCAACCUGCGAGACCGAAUGGUACAUAGAGGCUGGCUAGCGGAUAGUCGUUUCAUUCGAGUAGAUGAGCAGCUAGCGAUGUUCCUCAUGAUAGUAGGUCAAGGUUUGAGUAAUAGACAAAUGCAAUGUCGAUUCAAUCGUUCAGGACAGACGAUUAGUGUUGUCUUCCACACGGUGCUGCAAGCAAUGCUAAAUUUGUCACUAGAGACGAUCAGGCCACCAAAUUUUUAUGUGGUACCUCCAGAGAUAACCAACAAUCCAAAGUACUAUCCAUAUUUCAAGGAUUGCAUUGGUGCUAUUGAUGGCACCCAUAUAAGUGCCAUCGUACGUAGGUCGGAAGAGACACGUUAUCGUAAUCGAAAGGGUAUGAUCACACAAAAUGUUAUGUGUGCAUGUUCAUUCGACAUGCGAUUCACAUUUGUGUAUGCGGGUUGGGAGGGUAGUGCACAUGAUGCAAGGGUAUUGGAAGCAGCAAGAACCAAUGAUAACUUAGGGUUUCCUCAUCCCCCAUCAGGCAAAUAUUAUAUUGUUGACUCGGGCUACGCCAGUCAACUGGGGUACUUGGUGCCAUUCCGAGGACAACGGUAUCACUUGCAAGAUUAUGGUGAAGGUAGGCCUGGACCGAGGACAGCUAAGGAAUUGUUCAAUCAUAGACAUUCGUCACUGCGGAAUGUUAUUGAGAGAACAUUCGGUGUAUUGAAAAAUAGAUUCCACAUAUUAAAAAGUAUGAAGGCGUACGAUAUUGAAGAUCAGUCAAGAAUCGUGGUCGCCUGUUGUGGGCUCCACAAUUACAUUAAGGAACAAGCUAUUCAAGAUCAGUUGUUCAAUGAGCUUGGAAGUGAACAACAAAUUGAUGACCCAAUGAAUCCUGAUACUCCUGCGUACCAUGCUUCCGCAUCUGAUGUCUCCCAGCGACUAUCUGCAAGACAAAUGUCUAUAGUGCGUCUUAAUAUAGCCAACCAACUGGCAAUUUCAAGGAGAAUGUCUACAAUUUUGUUAAAUCGAUCCUGA
Molecule: messenger RNA, 1224 nt
Organism: Macadamia integrifolia
Lineage: Eukaryota; Viridiplantae; Streptophyta; Magnoliopsida; Proteales; Proteaceae
Exons: 3
Coding region: 1-1224 (407 amino acids)
Source: RefSeq, a predicted model, not a curated record